AUGACAAGAGAUGAUAAGACUACACUUACUGCUAAAGAACGCAUGCUAAGUGCCUCAAUUGGAUCAUUAUUAACCUCAUUGACUUUGACACCCAUGGAUGUGGUCAGGAUACGGCUUCAGCAACAAGAAAUGUUGCCCGAUUGUUUAUGUGAAACUCCGGUACCAGACACUAUCAAACCUUUUGCAACUGGGAAGGCGCCUACAAAUUUAACAAAAGUUGCUACUUCGAAACUUACGUUUGAAAGUCGUCUCUCUAUGACUAAAGAAAAGGCAUUUUGGGAAGGCCCAUGCUUCCAAGAUCUCGCAUGUAAGAGGAACACUCUUCAAUUCAACAGUACAUUGGAGGCAUUUAAAAAAAUAUCAAGAGUUGAAGGCACGUCAACCUUAUGGAGAGGAAUAUCACUGAAUUUACUCAUGGCAAUACCAUCUAAUGUUGUUUAUUUCACUGGAUAUGAGUAUUUAAGAGAUAUGUCACCCCUUGCCACGAACUAUUCAAACCUUAAUCCACUUAUAUGUGGUGCAUUUGCAAGAACUUUGGCAGCAACUAGUGUUGCGCCGCUAGAGCUACUAAAAACGCGGUUUCAAAGUAUUCCAAGAUCUUCAAAAUCUAGAAAUGCAUGGUUACUCUUUAAAGAACUGAUGAGGGAUACUGCUGUUGAAAUGAAGGCACAGGGACCAUAUAAAGCCCUUUUCAAGGGAUUGGAAAUUACAUUAUGGAGAGACGUUCCGUUCAGUGCGGUUUAUUGGGGUUCUUAUGAAUUUUGUAAGAAAACUCUAUGGUCAAAAACUCAAAAAGCAAAAAAGAAUUCAAUUCAUUUUGCAAAUAGUUUCUUAACGGGUUGUAUUAGUGGUACAAUUGCAGCCUUUAUAACUCAUCCAUUUGAUGUUGGAAAAACAAGAUGGCAAAUUUCAUUACUUUCAAAUACCGGAUCUCGAAACCGCCCACAAAAAUCAAGAAAUAUGUUCAAGUUUUUAAACAUGAUAAGACAGAAUGAAGGUAUUGCUGCUCUGUAUACGGGGCUCCUGCCCAGGGUGAUCAAAAUUGCACCUAGUUGUGCUAUAAUGAUAUCAAGUUACGAACUCUGUAAAAGAUUAUUUGUUGAAUUCUAG
This is a messenger RNA of Kazachstania africana CBS 2517, 1110 nucleotides long. It is a transcript of the gene MTM1, whose product is annotated as Mtm1p. The record is from RefSeq and is a predicted model, not a curated record. NCBI's taxonomy places the organism in Eukaryota, Fungi, Ascomycota, Saccharomycetes, Saccharomycetales, Saccharomycetaceae. The transcript has a single exon. Gene Ontology annotation, biological process: mitochondrial transmembrane transport. The coding region runs from base 1 to 1110 and encodes 369 amino acids.